Messenger RNA from Trichoderma harzianum CBS 226.95, 429 nucleotides. RefSeq lists its product as hypothetical. The annotation marks the transcript as partial. Lineage: Eukaryota; Fungi; Ascomycota; Sordariomycetes; Hypocreales; Hypocreaceae. The transcript has a single exon. The record is from RefSeq and is a predicted model, not a curated record.
CGGGAAAACGAAAGAUACAAAAGACUCGUAAAGGAUUAUGGGGGCGACGACGCCAUCAACCUGGCUACCAUAUCGAAAGACCAGGAGAGAGAUUUCUCCCGGCUAUUGGUCAGAGGAAUCUUCAAAAUGAUCAGUCUUGAGAAGGAGAACCACAGAGAUUGUUACGUCGCGUGCAUUAACAAAUGCAUUUCGAUACAUGCGCCCAAGGCAACGAAGUGGUCACAGUGGGAUGGAUAUCGCGAUUUCUGUGAAAAGCUCAAGCAGGCGGUCGACCUCACGAAGGAGCACCGCGUACGAUAUAUCCUCAACUCACCGACUGUAAUCGCUGCUAUUGCCUUAAAGAUAUUGCGAAAUGUCGAUACCAAUGGACGUGAUGUCAUUACAGGCCUUCUCUUGCAGUACGGAUUUUUCGCCAGCGUCUCAAUAUAA